Pyricularia grisea is the source of this 2809-nucleotide messenger RNA. RefSeq lists its product as uncharacterized. Gene Ontology annotation, biological process: regulation of transcription by RNA polymerase II. Bases 679 to 2538 code for a protein of 619 amino acids. Gene Ontology annotation, molecular function: chromatin insulator sequence binding. The record is from RefSeq and is a predicted model, not a curated record. The transcript is spliced from 3 exons. Gene Ontology annotation, cellular component: chromosome. NCBI's taxonomy places the organism in Eukaryota, Fungi, Ascomycota, Sordariomycetes, Magnaporthales, Pyriculariaceae.
CUGCAAUCAAGGAGGGCCAAGAGGGAGGCCUGUUCACUAUCAUUACGGGAAUGCCGGCCGGUUUUGUAUCAUACCAAGAUGCUUGCUCGAUUUUUCUUGCACUUUCAUAUAUAAUCCAUUCAGAAUCAGUUAUCAGGAUCGCGACCAUGCCUCCAUCAUCGUUACAGGGUCCAACCCUUACAAAUACAUCACUGUCAGCUGCAUGCAUUUAUCUCAUGUUUAGUUCAUUUAUAUAGGUAUAUCACUAAAGUAGGCUUGGUUGUCAACUCCAAGUCGUGAUAAUAAACCUAUUGUCCUAUCAACGCCAAUAAAAACAAUAACGUUGUUCAGUGAGUGAACGGCUCACCAUUUCUAUCGACCAUUACCUCCGUCGGUUACAAGGAAGCUCAGAAUCGAGCCUCAUUGAGCAAGUUGGCGGGCCAUCAAGCUUCCGACGAGCGGCUCCGCUGGGGUCUGCCAUCAGUCAAGCAGGAAGCUAGCGCCAGUGAGACAGCAGAGGCGGAUGCCAUCAUAGUCGCCUCUCCCUUUUAUACCUCGCAUCAAGCAUUUCCCCAGACAGAACCAGGCAGGGAAACUUUAACAUUAGACACGGAAUAUACGUUCUUUCCACAGCUUCACGCAGGCACAGAUCAUGAUCAGACUACUUUCCAGCGCCCACGUCGGCAAACCACCCCUCCCAUGGCUGUGACGCCUCAGGGAGACCACGGGUCGUCGGCGGGCUCUCGAUUCGAGUGCUCGUUAUGUCCCAAGACGUUCCCUCGGGCGUGUGAUUUGAAAAAGCACACCAAGUUUCAUGAGAGGCCUGUCAAGUGCCCUUAUGAAGACUGCCCAUUUCAUGACCGUGGCUUCUCCAAUGAGAAAGAGCUAGACCGUCACAUCAAUGACAGGCAUACGGAAUCACCACAGAUGUACUCAUGUAGUUACUCUGGCUGUAACCACAAGUCCAAACGGGAGUCGAACUUGAAGCAGCACGAAAAGAAGAAACACAACAUAGUUCAUCACCGAAACCGGUCUUCGGGAUCCUAUGUCUGUCCAUUUGUGGGCUGUAACGGUCCAUGCCGCAACGAACUGGAAACAAGAGGUCGCCACGGUCAGCCGACUGAGAGCCACCUCAUUGACGAUGCUUUGACAGGCCAGCCAAUUUUUCAAACCCCCUAUACUUGGCCAAAUAGCUCCAUGGAAGAUAUCGCACCCUUUAUACCAGCCACAACUUUGGCCACUUCUCGCAACUUUGCUGCCAUCACAAAGACAGAGCACCCGACACCCCUGGCCUAUCCAUUGCUCCGAUCACCAGACCACAAUGAAAAUCUCAACUCUGCAUUGUCCAGACUCCAUCAGCUUGCAAUUCCCGAAUAUGGUGGCACAUCAGUUCAAGGUCAGACGAUGAACUCGGCACAGGCUAGAGAACUGUGGAAUCUCGCUGAAGCAAUACCGUUGGUGCCACCAUCUGUGGAUUCGACAAACUAUUCCGGGUCUUGUGCUGUCCAAGGAAAAGGCGCUUUGUCUAUAGACAGGAACACGACCCCGACACGAAAGCGAAAACGAGGCAAUGGCGACGCUCCGGAAAUCUUAGCCACUGGCGUCUCUCAUGCUUUUGAUGCAGGAUAUGGAGAGGUUGAAAGUGUCCGAGAUGCCGCUGGAGAUUCGGAAUACGAUCCAUCCGACGAUCACAGGAGCCCAAGCUUGCCAUCCACCGAGUUUAAUAACUCUUCCCGACUGCAGUGCCCCUUUAAGCAUGUAAAUCCCCAGAUCUAUUCAAGCUUGAGGGAAUCAAGGUACAAACAGUGCGACGUUGAACGCGGGCCCAUAUCACAGAUAACGCGUCACCUAACUAGGAGGCAUGGCUUGAGUGUUACAAACAACUGCAUAUCGUCCUUUGACGCCCCGGUAUUUGACGGCAUUCAUCAUCCUUCUGCCAGCCUCUGCAAAAACUGCUGGAAGACAUUCAGCGCUCGGUCCGAGUCCGACAGCCAUUUCUCUCGCAAGUGCCCUCCAGAGGCUCGAAAAGCCCUCAGCCGCCCAGAAAAGUUCAGGCUUCUCUGCGAGACCUUUUGUACAAUCGUGCCUGCAACAAACAGCUCAUCCAGUCGCUCAGUUGCAGCUCAGCGGCAUGAGCACCAGCCUAGACGGCCGAGCAUGCUUUCUCAUGUCAGUUCUGCUCUGGCCCACGACUACUUCCACGAUCCACAGGACAUCUCUCAGGAUGAUGGCCAAGUUGCGGCGCUGCAUGCGCGCAUCGCGAGCAUCGACCGUCGUAUUGAUGAGCUUGACUUUGAGAAAUCCGAAUUAUUGAAGCAGGUCCAGGAGCUGACCCAGGUGGGAGGAGCGGCACAAGGCGCUCUGAGCACCUUGGAGAGUCAACCGAACUCGCAAGCGACAGAGAGGGAUGUCCUUGUUGGCGGCAUGGAUCGUUCAACCGAGGAAGAUUCCAAUAUAGCCAACUUUCCAGACGACGCCGAGUCGACCCUCAUCUCGUAUGAUGAAGAUAUGAACAUGUUUGAUGAAACCAUGUUGGAUGUGUUAUUUGAGAAUACAUAGCCAAACCUUUGAUGAUCUGACGAUAUGGUCAUCGGGUUGAAUGGUCUGGCUGUUUUCCUUGUAUCUUGUGGUAAAAUGCAUUUUGGUUGGCUUUGGCUGGUUAUUUUUCAUAUUUGGUAAAAUGGAGUUUGGUUGGCUUUGGGUUGUGCUUCUUCAUCCAUCCAAUUUUUAGGAUGUGUGUACUUUCCUACUUCGCUAUUUUGAGAAUUGAUAUAGACUUUGUUUAGAGACGAGGUAUCUUUUGCAACUAUAUAUAUAUAUAUAUAUAUAU